This is a messenger RNA of Micropterus salmoides (largemouth bass), 728 nucleotides long. Its product is annotated as general transcription factor IIF subunit 2-like. Gene Ontology annotation, cellular component: transcription factor TFIIF complex. Bases 59 to 376 code for a protein of 105 amino acids. Gene Ontology annotation, biological process: transcription by RNA polymerase II; transcription initiation at RNA polymerase II promoter. The record is from RefSeq and is a predicted model, not a curated record. Lineage: Eukaryota; Metazoa; Chordata; Actinopteri; Centrarchiformes; Centrarchidae. The transcript is spliced from 5 exons.
AAUUGAUCCGUCGAUGCGCAGCCUGCCGCUUGUUGUUUACCUGUAUCACUACUAAAUUAUGUCAGACAAAACGGAGGUUAAUCUGACUGGAGUCAAACAAAGUAAAGGCGUGUGGCUUGUAAAGGUUCCCAAGUAUUUAUCUCACCAAUGGGACAAGGCCACCGAGAAGGGCGAGGUCGGAACCCUUACCAUUGGAAAGGAGCAAGGCAAAACAGAGGUACAUUUCAGCCUGAAUGAGGAGCUGACUGCCCUGGGCGCUCUGGGGGAGAAGGAUGCAUCACUGCAGGUCCCGAGGGAUCAUCCCUUCACUAUGAACACAGUGGGUGGACAGACCAUGGCCGUCUUCAGCCACAGCGAGGCAGGUUGCAGGUGUUGAAGAGGAUGCAAUCACCGGCGUGGAUUUCGAGGUGGAUGUCUAUACGUGGAGCAGAAGGAACUUGUCGUGAAUCACAUUGAUAUGAAUUAUGAGAAACAGGAAAACAUUAAAACUAAUUUCCUCAUUAAGCAGCUGAGCAGUCAGUAAAACAAGGUACAGGCAAACGGAGGAUCGCAUCAAUUAGAUUAUUUCUGUUGGCAGCAGAGCACGUAGCAAAGUAGACGUCACAAUACGCUUGGUGGUAGAAGAAAUACACUGGGAUGCUUUUGUUUUGGUAGAUGUCUAUAAUGACUCAUUUUGCUAUGGAUGUCGUGUAAAGAAAGAGAAAGAAAAUAAAGGUUCACCUUGUGUA